GUUUUGGGAAGAAAGACCUCAGUUAUCAUCUGCCUUCUCCUGCUGCAGCUUCAUCAUUUCUGAAGGAUGAGAGUCUUGGUCAGUGUAUUGUUGGUAGCUCUGGUUUCAGCUGAGGCAAUAAUUGGGGACCUCGGAGGUCUUGGGAAUGGAGUCGGCCUUGGAGUCCUUGGAAUAGGACAAGUGGGAGAUGGCUACGGUACUGGGCUUGGAGGAGGACAAGGUCUUGGAGGAACUAGAUAUGGCAAUGGUCUUGGAGGAGGCCUUGGAGGGGCUGGUUACGGAAACGGUCUUGGAGGAGGCCUCGGAGGAGCUGGUUAUGGUAACGGUCUAGGAGGAGGCCUCGGAGGAGCUGGUUACGGUAACGGUCUAGGAGGAGGCCUCGGAGGAGCUGGUUAUGGUAAUGGUUUAGGAGGGGGCCUUGGAGGGGCUGGCUACGGUAACGGUCUAGGAGGAGGUCUUGGAGGAAGUGGCUAUGGUGAUGGUCAGGGAUUUGGCCUCGGGGGAAAUGGAUAUGGCUCUGGUUUGGGAGGUGGCUUUGGGGGAAAUAGAUAUGGCUCUGGUCUUGGAGGUGGCUUUGGGGGAAAUGGAUAUGGCUCUGGUCUGGGAGGUGGCCUUGGUGGAAAUGGCUACGGUGACGGUCUAGGAGGAUACGGACUCGGUGGAGGACUUGGUCAAGGAUUAGGACUUGGAAAUGGACUGGGUGGUAUUGGUAUUGGUCUUGGCCAGAGAGGAAUUGGAAACGGGCUCGGAGGAAAAGGUGGACUUGAGGGGAUAAUUGGCCAAGGAUUAGGUCUUAUACCGGGGCUUGGUGGACUUACUUAUGGCCUUGGUCGUUAACGCUGCCUCAUAUUUGGCAGGCGCCUAGUAUUGAAACUGUGAUAUAUAUUAACAUGAGUUUAAAAUGUUAAUGUAAAAUAAUUCAGGUUUUCAAAUGGAAUUAUUUCCGAUAUGAUAAACUUUUGG
Macrobrachium nipponense is the source of this 963-nucleotide messenger RNA. RefSeq lists its product as uncharacterized. The record is from RefSeq and is a predicted model, not a curated record. The coding region runs from base 67 to 837 and encodes 256 amino acids. The transcript is spliced from 2 exons. NCBI's taxonomy places the organism in Eukaryota, Metazoa, Arthropoda, Malacostraca, Decapoda, Palaemonidae.